Molecule: messenger RNA, 913 nt
Organism: Brachypodium distachyon (stiff brome)
Lineage: Eukaryota; Viridiplantae; Streptophyta; Magnoliopsida; Poales; Poaceae
Product: glycine-rich protein HC1
Exons: 2
Coding region: 72-662 (196 amino acids)
Source: RefSeq, a predicted model, not a curated record
CAGCCGGAGCGUAUAUUCUCAUCGAUCUGAUUAAGCUUGCUAGCUAGCUCGAUAAGUACUGAUUAUUGGCAAUGGCUUCCAAGUCUCUACUUCCGCUCGGUGUUGUACUGGCUUGUCUCCUGCUUCUCUCCGCACAUGCUAGAGAUCUCACUGAUGCUAAAGAAUCUGAUGAGAAGAAUGUGAAACCUGGGGCGGGCAUCAAGAACGAGAAGUGGGGAGGUGGAAGCAAAAAUAGCGGAGGAUAUGGAAACAACGGCGGAGGAUACGGAAAUGAUGGUGGAGGAUAUGGAAACAACGGUGGAGGUGGAGGAUAUGGUAACAACGGUGGAGGAUAUGGAAACAAUGGUGGAGGAAACAAUGGUGGAGGAUAUGGAAACAAGGGUGGAGGAUACGGAAAUAAUGGUGGAGGUUACGGACACAAUGGUGGUGGGUAUGGGCCUGGUUACGGUGGCGGAGGCUAUGGUCCUGGAUAUGGUGGUGGCGGUUACAAUAAUCCUGGCUACGGGGGUGGCAACAAUGGUGGGUAUGGCAGCGGUUCUGGCAGUGGAUACGGUAGCGGCAACGGGUACGGCGGGGGUGGAGGUUAUGGAGGAGGAUCCGGUGGUAAUGGCGGUGGUUAUCCUGGAGGUGGAUAUGGUGGAAGAGGUCAGCAUGGUGGUUGAAACUAAGGAAGCACCUAAAUAUGCGUAUAUGUGUUAAAUAAGCUGGCAAUAUGUGGUGAUGUUGGAUGCGCUAGGAUAUAUAAUAUGGUCCUCAUGCUCCCAUGUAAUAGCAAAGUCCAUAAAAGUGAAAUCAAUUGACCAAGCUAGCAUCGUGUGGUUAAAACCUAAUAUGUUGUACUUUUUAUACAUUGUGCCACAUUGUAUAAUGACAUAAACAAAUAAUUGUGUGGUUUGUUUUUUUCUUAUUAAAA